AAUAGACCAGGCAGAAAGACUUGCACUGCUCUAAGAUUAAGAGACCCUUCUGAGUCCACCCGGUCUGCUGCAGUGCAAGAAACGUUUUCUAGCAUUUUAUUCGCCGUGCUUAUUAGAGCGCCAAGCAGUACGAAAUCGGACCCUGACGUUUUGGCGUUUACUUCGUUAAAGGUCACGUGACUGUGAGAGCCGAGGCAGGGAAAUGGAGAGCAGCUGACAGCACAUGGACUAAAAUACUUCUAUUUUUCCAUUGUGCAGAGGUUGUUGGAAUUCUUCAGCGGGCCUGGCUUACCUUAUAUGGAAGACCAGCAUUUCAUUUCUGAAUUACAGUGAGGUGCAACUUAAACGGUUAAAAAUGGCCUAAACUUUGAUCCAGACAGCGCUCUGUCAUUCAGAUGAAUAAUCUCAGGCAAUACGUUAUGAUACUUUUUGAGUGGGUAAGCUUUUGGCUGAAAUGCAUUCUUAGAAGGAUUUUGGAUGCUUUUCCAAUAGUCAACAACUGGAUAGCGUCAUCAGCUGUCACACACAGAGCAUUAUGCCAAACAGACUCAGAGGAAUGGAAGACUAAUGAAGCGCUACGCACAUAUCUCCUUGGAGAUGGUGAUGAAACCAAGGUUACAGUCCAAACCAGCCCACAUACAUUUCUUGUGAACCUACAAAGACUUUCAGAGUGCAGUGAGUACUUCCGAGCUUUGUCCCAGUCCAGCAUGAGAGAGACCUCUGAGAGCCUCAUCCACAUGGAUCACGUGUCCUCUUCCAUCUUCCACAAUCUGCUUGAGUUUUCCUUCAAUAAUAAUUUCAAAGUUCCCCAAAAUGAGUUGGGAACACAUAUCAAGGUAAGCAACUAUCUUCUAGCAGAUGCCUUCCUCUCAAAGUGCCUGUCAGUCCUGACAGAUGAGCUCAGCCCAUCUAACUGUUUGUCAUACCUGAGUCUUGCUCAUGAGAUCUUUUGUGUGGAACUGAAGAUGACAGUACUGACUUACUUGAGUAGAAACCUGCUGGAGCUCCCAGACAUCAUCAGGUGCCUGAAUGAAGAGGAGAGGGAAGAAGCUGUCCACUUGAGGACUCGAGGAGACCGACACCUCUGCACCCUACGGAAAGAGAACCUGAGUUCUUGGAAGGAUCCAGAAACAGAACAUGCACGACACAUCUUCACCCUGCAAGGAUCAGAGGACAGUAGAGAUUGGUGUCCAGUUACAGAGCUUCCCUUUCGGGCUGAUAAAUGGUGUAUUACAACAGUGGUGCUUUACAACUACUUGUAUGUCAUAGGAGGUUACAGGGAGCGUAUGAAGAGAGGCUGGGAGUUCAGCAUGGCUUCCUUUCGAUACAAUCCCUUUACUCAUACGUGGGUCACCACAUCUCCUCUGAUAAAACACAGAAGGCACUUCAGUGCAGUGGCCUGUGAAGGCUGUAUUUACGCAGUGGGAGGCUGGUACUUGGAUUCUCUAGUAACUCCAGACUCCAGCACAGCUCUCUACACAGCUGUAGAGUGCUAUGACCCAUGGAAAGAUAAGUGGAGGUUUGUGUCCUCAUUGCCACUCACUGACUUCCAGUUCACCAUGUCUUUGUCCCAUGAUGUUCCUCUUGCUACAACCCUUGGACAGUGUAUCUAUGUGCUGGGGAGCAUCCAGAGGACUGGAGAGAAGUUGUUACUGCAGUACAACACAAAGAAAGAUGUAUGGUCUGAACUGCUUCCCACCCUUACCAGAGCCAGCGUAGAUCUCCCUACACUUUACUUCCUGGGGGCCACGGACAGGCUGCUUGUGAUUGGUGGCAACAACUCAGAGAAUGUGGUAACCUCAUUCUGUGUGGAGUCACAGAAAUGGGGGCCGGUGUACAGCGCUGAGAAAGUGGCAUUUGCAGGUCAGGGGACAGUGGCUGGUGAUCAGAUCCUGAUGAUGCCGAGUGUUGAGCACAACACUGUUGUUAGCAUGGACCUCCAAACGCUCUCCAUGGCUGAGGCACAUCAGGCGGUAGGCUUCCAGUUCACUGUGCGCCCAGAUGGUGUGGACUUUAAACUGAGCCAAGAAGUCAUCAAAAAUAUCUACCUAUCAGGAGUGACAGCAUGGAAGAAGAAAGCCAUUCAAUUCAAGAAUGGUGUAUUGGCAGGAGUCUACCCUGCCAGUCCAUCCAGUUGGCUAAUAGUUGUAAUUGCCAUGAUGAGCUCUUUAUAUAUCCACAUAGACCUGUCUCUGGGAAUGAUGGAUACCAUCAAGGAAAACCUACCAUAUCGAGACUGUAUGUCAGUACAGACACGAGCAGUGCUGAGUGCCAUCCUGUUUGCCACAGGACUGUGGCUGUUCCUCAUCUACCUCCUGAGAUACACUCUUAAAGCUCUGCUGUCCUAUCAUGGAUGGAUUUUUGAGUCCCAUGGAAAAAUGAGCACAUCAACUAAAGUGUGGCUGUGCCUGGUAAAGAUGUUUUCUGGACGCAGACCCUUGCUCUACAGUUUCCAGGCCUCCUUACCCAGGCUUCCUGUGCCCAGUGUGGAUGAUACAAUUCACAGGUACCUUGACUCAGUUCGACCUCUGCUGGACAAUGAGCAGUACAAUAAAAUGGAGCUUUUGGCCAGUGAUUUUAAAGAAAACAAAGCAGCCCAACUGCAGAGAUGCCUAAUCUUAAAAUCAUGGUGGGCAACAAAUUAUGUAAGUGACUGGUGGGAGGAGUACAUUUACCUCAGGGGCAGGAGUCCUAUCAUGGUCAACAGUAACUUCUAUAUAAUGGACCUCUUGUAUGUGACCCCAACACACCGCCAGGCUGCAAGAGCAGGAAAUGUGGUACAUGCCAUGUUGCAAUACAGACGCAAACUGGAACGUGGUGAACUUGCACCGCUGAGGGCUUUGGGGACUGUUCCUAUGUGUUCUACUCAGAUGGAGAGGAUGUUUAACACCACUCGCAUCCCUGGCAUUGAAACAGAUUUUGUGCAGCACCUGACUGAUCGGAAACACCUGGUUGUCUUCCACAAGGGUCGGUUUUUCCAGGUGUGGCUUUACACUGGAGGCCGUCACCUUUUGCCCAGUGAACUUGAAACACAGUUUCAAAGGAUUCUCAAUGAUACAUCAGAACCUCAACCAGGAGAGCUCAAACUAGCUGCCCUGACAGCAGGAUACAGGGUUCCAUGGGCUCAGGCUCGGAUAAAAUAUUUUAGCCAGGGCAUAAACAAAGUAUCCCUGGAUGCAAUCGAGUCAGCUGCCUUCUUCCUGACAUUGGAUGAUGAGCCGCAGGGUUACGAUCCUGCAAAGACCAACUCACUUGAUAGCUACGCCAAGUCCCUGCUGCAUGGAAAAUGUUAUGACAGGUGGUUUGACAAAUCUUUUACAUUGAUCUCUUAUCCAAAUGGAAAAAUGGGUGUUAAUGUUGAACAUUCUUGGGCUGAUGCACCAAUUGCAGGACACAUGUGGGAGUGUGUUCUAGCAACAGACUGCUUCCAUCUUGGAUACACUGAGGAGGGACACUGUAAAGGGGAUGUGAACAAAAACCUGCCUCAUCCCACUCGACUACAAUGGCAGAUUCCAAAUGAGUGCCAAAAUGUCAUUGAAACAUCAUACCUCUCAGCCAAGCAGAUAGCUGAUGAUGUGGACUUCCAUGGCUAUCUGUUUGCUGAGUUUGGGAAAGGCCUGAUCAAGAAGUGCAGGACAAGCCCUGAUGCCUUUAUUCAGCUGGCCUUGCAGCUGGCCCAGUUUAGGGACCAGCGUGUGUUCUGUCUGACGUACGAAUCAUCCAUGACACGUAUGUUCAGAGAUGGGCGGACAGAGACAGUGCGCUCCUGCACUUCUGAGGCAGUUGCAUUCGUCAGAGCCAUGGAGGACGCCGGUGCGACGAAUACCCAGAGACUUGCCCUGUUUCGGAAAGCAGCAGAAAAGCACCAAAACAUGUAUCGUCUGGCCAUGACUGGUUCUGGGAUCGAUCGUCACCUUUUCUGUCUCUAUAUAGUAUCUAAAUACCUUGGUGUUGACUCACCAUUUCUUACUAAGGUGCUUUCGGAGCCCUGGAAGUUGUCCACCAGCCAGACUCCACAGCAGCAGCUCAAUUUAGUUGACAUCAACAAGUUCCCGAAAUAUGUGGGGGGUGGGGGUGGAUUCGGCCCUGUAGCUGACGAUGGUUACGGUGUGUCUUAUAUCAUUGUUGGGGAAAACCUCAUCACAUUCCACAUCUCCAGCAAGUUCUCCAGUCCUGACACAGACUCAUAUCGGUUUGGUCAGCAUAUUCGAAAGGCCAUGCUUGACAUCCAAGCUCUCUUCAAGCCUGAAAAUGAUAAGACAGCACAGAAUGCAAAGUAUGUCCAUCUGGAAAAUGGGAAAAAGCACAUAUAACAGAGAGUGUGGCAGGGUAUGUUGGAUUUGGAGCACAUACAACCUGUGACUCAGUCUUCAUUCAUAAAAAUAAAACAAGGCUCUGGUGACAGGUUGGGCUGCUGUGGUGAGUCACAGCACAGGAGCUUGGCAUUCCUCUCAGACAAAAACAAUAUUUAUUACACAUCUAUGUUUUCCUGUUUAUAUUCGGGGAUAAACAAAUGUAUUUCUUUUUACACAAUAGUUCCUCACAUACCACCCUAACUGUAUAUAAAUCCAAUGUAAUGUAAAUAAAGCUACAAUAUGUAUUUAUUCAUGAUCUCAUGAAAGCUGUAAAUAUAUCUGCCAAAAGAAUGUGUCCUUGUAUUUGCAGAUCUAAAUUAUUUGUUACGUGCCGGUAUUUAAGAAUUUGCUGUUGAUUUUAAGGCGGCUGUCAUUAGUGAUUAAAAAUAUAACACACUAAAUGCAACUAAUGCA
Molecule: messenger RNA, 4769 nt
Organism: Neolamprologus brichardi
Lineage: Eukaryota; Metazoa; Chordata; Actinopteri; Cichliformes; Cichlidae
Source: RefSeq, a predicted model, not a curated record